CUCACUGCACAACCAGGCAGCUGUCACAUGACGCGCGGGCAGGAGACCGGCCGGGCGGCCGAGGGCCACCUGUUAAGUGAACCUGGUAGCCCCGAGCCCGCCCAAGGCAAAGCCCCAACAGCGCGACCCCCCGGCUCCGUGCACCCUGCGACCGGGAAGGGCCGCGCCCGGCCGGGCAGGUUUCCGGUCCCUCGGCCCCACGCGCGGGGGUUAGCAUCAAACACAGAAGCCCCGAGGCAGCCAGCACGCUCCACUACUCCCACUCCUUUCCUGAGACCUGUACCUGAUGUCAUAACUGGCUUAAACAGAGAAACAAGGAACCGCGAGCUAGUGAGAAUCACCGUGGAAAACCAGGGCAUUCUGAAGAGGCUUGUGGAUCGCAAACCCCACUAUGACCGCAGGGCAUCUGAGAUAGACUGGCAGAAUUCAAGGCGCUAUAUCAGAAAUACCACGAGAUAUCUUCUCUCCCAGAAUGAAUAGGUUACUCACCAUGGAAAAGAUACAAGAGAACGUCCUAGGAUUUCUUGGCUGCUUAGAAUCUCAAGACACCCCUGAGCAGAUGAAAUGCUCAAUCUUCAGAUGCUUCAAUAAAGUUUGGAACAUAAAAUGCAUAAGUUACAUUCAGGGGACCCAAAGGCUUUACGUUCUCAUUCCAAAAUGGGGCAGGUAAAAGGAAAGAUGCAAUGAGCAUUUUUAUUUGGGGCUAUGAAGAGAAGUUUUAACAAGAGAGAGAGAGAAAUCAGAGAGAACUCUUUUAAACAUACACCAUCAUCACCAUCCCACGGAGGAAGAAAAGCUGGGGUGAGGACAUCCAGCCACAUGACAACAUCAAGUUUCAGAAAAUACGAAGAACAAAUGCCAUUAGUUCCUCUGUGAAUACACACAGUCGGCAAAGAAUGCCUUAUUGAAGUUUCCAUGGACUCUGUUCAUUUAUAGGGAGCAGCAGCAGUGAAAAUGUCUCAGAACAUAUGGUGAGACAAUGUUGCAGGGCUUCUAUGACUGGUCAUGCUGGUUUUGAGCCCAACUCUGUUAGUCAGCAUUUUCCAAAGAGACAGACUCAA
This is a messenger RNA of Callithrix jacchus (white-tufted-ear marmoset), 1061 nucleotides long. RefSeq lists its product as uncharacterized. Gene Ontology annotation, biological process: sperm axoneme assembly. The record is from RefSeq and is a predicted model, not a curated record. Lineage: Eukaryota; Metazoa; Chordata; Mammalia; Primates; Cebidae.